AUGUUACUGAGCGGAGCACCUCCCGCGGGCUCCGGCCCCGCGCCGCGGGCGCAGGGGAGCGCGGGGGGCGGCCCGGGGGGAUCGCGCCGGGGCGCGGGGGCCGGCCCAGGAGGGGGCGGCAGCGGCGGAGUGGCCAAGUGGCUCCGGGAGCACCUGGGCUUCCGCGGGGGGGGCGGUGGUGGAGGAGGGGGCAAGCCGGCGCCCCCCGAGCCGGACUACCGGGCCCCGGCACCCUCGCCGGCCGCGCCCCCCGCGCCGCCCCCGGACAUCCUGGCCGCCUACCGGCUGCAGAGAGAGCGCGACUUUGAAGACCCGUACUCCGGGGGGCCGUCCGGCACCGCUGCCCUGGCCACCCCCACCGUUCCCGGCCCUACGCCGCCCCCGCGCCACGGUUCGCCCCCCCAUCGCCUUAUUCGGGUUGAGACCCCUGGACCCCCAGCGCCCCCUCCCGAGGAGCGAAUCUCUGGGCCCCCUGCCAGCAGCGACAGGUUGGCUAUCCUCGAAGACUAUGCAGAUCCAUUUGAUAUCCAGGAAACGGGUGAGAGCCCGGCAGGAGCUGCAGGAGCCUCAGAGAAGGUCCCUGAAAAUGAUGGCUACAUGGAGCCUUAUGAGGCCCAAAAGAUGAUGGCUGAGAUCCGGGGCUCCAAGGACGCGGUGGCAGCUCAGCCCCUGCCACUGUAUGACACACCUUAUGAACCAGAGGAGGAGGGAGCCACUCCAGAGGGUGAGGGAGCCCCCUGGCCCCGGGAAUCCCGCCUGCCUGAGGAUGAUGAGAGGCCCCCCGAGGAGUAUGACCAGCCCUGGGAGUGGAAGAAGGAGAGGAUUUCCAAAGCCUUUGCAGUUGACAUUAAGGUCAUCAAAGACCUACCUUGGCCUCCACCCGUGGGACAGCUGGACAGCAGCCCCUCCCUGCCCGACGGGGACAGGGACAUCUCCGGUCCAGCCUCGCCCCUCCCCGAGCCCAGCCUGGAGGACGGCAGCGCCCAAUUCGAAGGAUCGGAGAAGAACUGCCUGUCACCUGGCCGCGAAGAGAAGGGGCGGCUACCUCCCCGGCUCUCUGCAGGGAACCCCAAGUCUGCCAAGCCCCUAAGCCUGGAGCCUAGCAGUCCCCUGGGGGAGUGGACAGACCCAGCACUACCUUUGGAAAACCAGGUCUGGUACCAUGGGGCCAUCAGUCGAACAGAUGCCGAGAACCUGCUCCGGCUGUGCAAAGAGGCCAGCUACCUGGUGCGCAACAGUGAGACCAGCAAGAAUGACUUCUCCCUCUCUCUCAAGAGCAGUCAGGGCUUCAUGCACAUGAAGCUGUCUCGGACCAAGGAACACAAGUACGUGCUGGGCCAGAACAGCCCGCCCUUCAGCAGCGUCCCCGAAAUCGUGCAUCACUACGCCAGCCGCAAGCUGCCCAUUAAGGGGGCUGAGCACAUGUCCCUGCUCUACCCCGUGGCCAUCCGGACUCUGUAGAUAUGAGGCCCCAGCACUGUGACAGAUCUGGACCAGCCCUGUGCCCGUCCCCCGUCCUCGGGACAGGACCUCUCCCCUACCUUUCUUCCCGGUCCCGGAGGGGUGGAAGCCAGAGUCCUUAAUUUAUUCUAAAGGGGAAGGGCUGCCCAGGAGCCGACAGCAGAGGAACCCAUCACUAGGGAGAAAGGAGAGCCCUGCCGGAAGGGAGUGCCGGAGCCCUGGGUCUCCCGAGCAUCUCCCCGGAGCGACGACCCCUCGGCCCACCACCACCUUCUCCCGGGGUCGGUGCCGGGUGGGGCGGGGACAGACCGCGAGGCGCCCGGACCUCGCUCCGCCUCCAGCCCGGAACCACGGGCGGGCUCCGCCCUGAGUCUGGUGCGCCGCUCCGGGAGGCCGGGCCGGGGGGAGGCGCUGCGGCUGGGGAGGCGAGGAGGGGAAGGAGGGGCUCGGGCCGGAGGGAACUUGUGCGGUCCCCGAGCCACCCCGGCUCCCGGCCAGAGGCAACAAAUAAAGCGCGUCCCGCCAGGCCU
This is a messenger RNA of Sorex fumeus (smoky shrew), 1991 nucleotides long. It is a transcript of the gene SHF, whose product is annotated as Src homology 2 domain containing F. Gene Ontology annotation, molecular function: phosphotyrosine residue binding. Lineage: Eukaryota; Metazoa; Chordata; Mammalia; Eulipotyphla; Soricidae. The record is from RefSeq and is a predicted model, not a curated record. The transcript is spliced from 7 exons. Bases 1 to 1461 code for a protein of 486 amino acids.